AUGUCUCAUCAAAACAUGAACAGUUCAAGAUUUCAAAAUUCCUAUGUUAUUGGUGUAAUUUCUAUAGUUCUGAUACUGGGAUCAGUAGUAGAAUGCGGAACACCAAGUAGUAAAUUGAACGAUUUUGAUUACCAUGCAAUCAAUUGCAGAAAACACAGUGCAGUUUUGACAGAUUUUGGUGGUGUUGGUGAUGGAAAAACCUCUAACACAAAGGCUUUUAAAUCUGCAAUAGCUAACCUAAGCCAAUAUUCAAAUGAUGGUGGUGCACAACUUAUUGUUCCACCAGGUAAAUGGCUCACCGGAAGCUUCAACCUCACAAGCCAUUUCACACUUUUUCUCCAAAAAGACGCUGUCAUUCUUGCAUCUCAGGAUGAAUCAGAAUGGCCUCAACUUCCUGUUUUACCUUCUUAUGGAAGAGGUAGAGAUGCACCUGAUGGAAGGUUUAGCAGUCUCAUUUUUGGAAAUAAUCUCACUGAUCUUGUAAUUACCGGUAACAACGGAACAAUUGAUGGACAAGGAUCUUAUUGGUGGAGCAAGUUCAAGAAGGAUCAACUGAAACUCACUAGACCAUACAUGAUUGAACUCAUGUACUCAAAACAAAUCCAAAUAUCUAAUCUCACUUUGGUCAAUUCCCCAUCUUGGUUUGUUCAUCCAAUUUACAGCAGUGACAUAAUUAUAAGUGGACUUACCAUUAUUGCACCUGUUGACUCUCCAAACACAGAUGGCAUAGACCCUGAUUCAUGUACAAAUGUUAGGAUUGAAGACAACUACAUUGUCUCUGGUGAUGAUUGCGUUGCCAUAAAAAGUGGAUGGGAUCAGUAUGGGAUCAAAGUUGGAAAGCCGUCUCAACAAAUAGUCAUAAGAAGGCUAACAUGUAUAUCACCUGAUAGUGCUACUGUCGCGUUAGGGAGUGAAAUGUCAGGUGGAAUCCAAGACGUUAGAAUCGAAGACAUAACCGCAAUCACAACAGAAUCAGGCAUUAGAAUCAAAACAGCUGUCGGUAGAGGCGGAUUCGUGAAGGAUAUUUUUGUCAAAGGAAUGAAGUUGGACACAAUAAAAUAUGUGUUUUGGAUGAUAGGCUCUUAUGGAUCACAUGCAGACAAAGGAUAUGACCCAAAAGCAUUGCCUGAAAUUAAAGGAAUUAAUUAUAGAGAUGUUACUGCUAAGAAUGUGACAUUUGCUGCAAAACUUGAAGGGAUUUCUAAUGACCCUUUUACAGAAAUAUGUAUUUCUAAUGCAAUUAUUGAAGUGAAUGAAGUGAAGAAGAAGAAGCUUCCAUGGAAUUGCACUGAUGUUUCUGGAGUUACAAGUAAUGUGAGCCCUAAACCUUGUGAAUUACUGCCAGAGAAAGAGAAGUUGGACUGUCCUUUUCCAAGUGACAAAUUGCCCAUUGAGAGUGUUCAGUUUAAGACUUGUUCUUUCAAAAGUAGUAGCUUCUACUAA
Messenger RNA from Lathyrus sativus (Indian pea), 1443 nucleotides. The record is from the annotation of a GenBank genome assembly. NCBI's taxonomy places the organism in Eukaryota, Viridiplantae, Streptophyta, Magnoliopsida, Fabales, Fabaceae.